Molecule: messenger RNA, 4699 nt
Organism: Perca flavescens (yellow perch)
Lineage: Eukaryota; Metazoa; Chordata; Actinopteri; Perciformes; Percidae
Gene: vps39
Product: VPS39 subunit of HOPS complex
Exons: 24
Coding region: 565-3195 (876 amino acids)
Biological process (GO): intracellular protein transport; endosomal vesicle fusion; vesicle-mediated transport
Cellular component (GO): cytoplasm; membrane
Molecular function (GO): protein binding
Source: RefSeq, a predicted model, not a curated record
UCACGUGCCUGUCAAACCCCAUUCCCUCGCGCAGCCGUCGUCAACACAACUGAGGAAGUAACGAGAAGCUAACCUUGCAAUCGAAAGCCGAAUUGUUACCGCCAAUACAGUGUUUACUAGUUGUAUUAAGUUAACCAAACUUGACUUUAUCGUCAAAGUAACUGACUGCCUUUGUUCGGGUUUCACCUGGCAUGGAGUGAAAGGGAAACAAUGUUUGGGAGCGUUGCCGUUGCUUGCUAACUUCCAAGCUAACAGGCUAACGAUCAGCUGUUGUUUUGGUCGGAGAGCUAGCUAGCUAGCUAGCUGGCUAACAAGCCAUACUGCAUAGCUGCAUAGCGUUACAGAAGUCUGCGAUACCAGGUUUGCCACACCAGAUUUCCUCAUUUCCUGUCGGAACACUUGAACUGCUAGGACGGUUAAUGGCGACAAAUAAAGGCGUCCCACCCUGACAGACUUGUCAGCGGUCAGUCAGUCAGCUGUUGUACGGGUCAGGCGUCAACUCCCGUGUGGGAUCGAUCCAUCCAUCAGAGGGGUCUGUAAUUGAAUCAGCAACAUUGCUUCAAGAUGCAUGACGCGUAUGAACCGGUGCCUAUUUUGGAGAAGCUUCCUCUUCAGAUUGACUGUCUCGCGGCCUGGGAGGACUGGCUGCUUGUGGGAACAAAGCCAGGGCAUCUUCUUCUCUACCGAAUAAAGAAGGAUGCAGGCACCAACCGUUUCGAGGUGACACUGGAAAAAUCCAAUAAGAACUUCUCAAAGAAGAUUCAGCAGCUGUACGUUGUCUCACAGUACAAAAUUCUUGUCAGUCUUCUAGAGAACAACAUCCACGUCCAUGACCUCCUCACCUUCCAACAGAUCACCGUAGUGUCCAAAGCCAAAGGAGCCACGCUCUUCGCCUGUGACCUGCAGCAAACCAGCGCAGGGGAGGAAAGGUUGAGAAUGUGUGUCGCAGUGAAAAAGAAGCUCCAGCUGUAUUACUGGAAGGACAGAGAGUUCCACGAGCUGCAGGGGGAUUUUGGUGCACCAGACAUUCCAAAGUCCAUGGCUUGGUGUGAAAACUCCAUAUGUGUUGGUUUCAAGCGAGACUAUUACCUCAUUCGGAUGGAUGGCCGUGGCUCCAUCAAGGAGCUCUUCCCCACUGGGAAACAGUUGGAGCCUCUGGUUGCCCCACUGGCUGAUGGGAAGGUGGCUCUUGGCCAGGAUGACCUAACUGUAGUGCUAAAUGAAGAGGGCGUUUGCACCCAGAAGUGUGCCCUGAACUGGACAGACAUCCCUAUAGCAAUGGAGCACCAGCCUCCGUACAUCAUAGCUGUGCUCCCUCGGUACGUGGAGAUCCGGACGUUUGAGCCGAGGCUGCUGGUGCAGAGUGUGGAGCUGCAGAGGCCACGCUUCAUCACCUCAGCAGGGCAAAAUAUUGUGUACGUUGCCAGCAACCACUUUGUGUGGCGCCUGGUGCCCGUGUCAAUAGCCACCCAGAUCCGACAGCUUCUUCAGGACAAGCAGUUUGAGCUGGCCCUGCAGCUGGCGAAGAUGAAGGAUGAUUCGGACGGUGAUAAGAAGCAGCAGAUACAUCACAUCCAGAAUCUCUAUGCCUUCAAUCUGUUUUGCCAGAAGAGAUUUGAUGACUCCAUGCAGGUGUUUGCCAAACUGGGCACAGAUCCCACCCAUGUGAUUGGCCUGUACCCAGACCUGCUCCCGUCGGACUACCGCAAACAGCUGCACUAUCCUAACCCUCUGCCUACUCUGUCCGGGGCAGAGCUGGAGAAGGCUCAUCUCGCUCUCAUCGAUUACCUCACCCAGAAACGCAGCCACCUGGUGAAACAGCUGAAUGACUCUGACCCUUCUACAACGUCUCCGCUCAUGGAGGGCACGCCUACUAUUAAAAGCCGCAAAAAGCUCCUGCAGAUCAUCGAUACCACCCUGCUGAAAUGUUACCUGCACACCAACGUGGCCCUGGUGUCGCCUCUCCUUCGUCUGGAAAACAACCACUGCCACAUCGAGGAGAGCGAGUACGUCCUGAAAAAGGCCCAUAAAUACAGCGAGCUCAUUAUUCUCUAUGAGAAGAAAGGCCUGCACCAGAAAGCUCUGCAGGUGCUGCUGGACCAGUCCACCAAGGCCAACUCUCCACUGAAGGGCCAUGAGCGAACGGUGCAGUACCUUCAAAGACUGGGAGUGGAGAAUUUGGGAAUAAUCUUUGAGUUUUCUCCCUGGGUGUUGAAGAUCUGUCCUGAGGAUGGCUUGAAGAUCUUCACCGAGGACCUGACAGAGGUGGAGACUCUGCCCAGAGACAAGGUGCUGAACUUUCUGAAGGAGGGCUUUAAGGAGCUCGCCAUCCCAUAUUUGGAGCACAUCAUUUACGUGUGGGAUGAUAAGGGCCCGGAGUUUCACAAUGUGCUGAUCCAGCUCUACCUGGAGAGGGUUCAAGGCCUCAUGAAACAGUACCUCAACUCACUGCCAGAAGGAGUUCCAGCUGUCGCUGCGGGGAAGGAGGAAGGUGAUCUGGGAGAGUUCAGGAACAAGCUGCUGUCCUUCCUGGAUAUUUCUACCAGCUAUGAGCCAGCCAGACUCAUCAGUGACUUUCCCUUUGACGGUCUGCUGGAGGAACGGGCUCUGCUGCUGGGUCGGAUGGGUAAACACGAGCAGGCGCUCUUCAUCUAUGUGCACAUCCUGAGAGACACACGCAUGGCUGAAGAAUACUGUCACGGCCAUUACAACAGUUCAGUCGAAGGGAAUAAAGAUGUUUAUCUGUCCUUGCUGCGAAUGUACCUGUCACCUCCCGACGUCCACUGCCUGGGGCCCAUCAAGAUGGAGCUGUCGGAGCCUCAGGCCAACCUGCAGGCGGCCCUGCAUGUCCUGGAACUGCACCACAGCAAACUCAACACCACCAAGGCCAUCAAUCUGCUCCCAGCAAACACCCAGAUCCGAGAGAUCCAGGUUUUCCUGGAGAGCGUCCUGGAGGAGAGGGCGCAGAGGAAACGCUGCAACCAGGUGCUGAAGAGUCUGCUGCAGGCCGAGUUCCUCAGGGUGCAAGAGGAGCGAAUCUUCCACCAGCAGGUUAAAUGUGUCAUUACAGAGGAGAAGACCUGCAGAGUCUGCAAGAAGAAAAUAGGAAACAGUGCGUUCGCCAGGUAUCCCAACGGCGUGGUGGUGCAUUACUUCUGCUGCAAAGACCGCAGCGCGUGUCCCACCGAGCAGUAACCGCUCGCCACCUUGACGACAACUUGUCUACUCAUUAAUAAUCCCCUCUCCCUCUCCGUGGAUGGCAACGCCGGGGACAUCCCUGAACUAGAAAUGUGAUCGGAAGGUCGAAGGGUGCUCGAGUUAAUUGCCAGGCUGCGGCACCCCCAACAGAACUACAAGUGCAGCCGUUGCGCGGGCACCGAUGUUGUCACGCUCUAGCCGCUGAGCAGAACAAGACCUCUCUCCGAAAUUCAAAGGCUGAGACUUUCCUUUCUCUCUGUGCAUGAAGUAGCAGGAGGAAUGUCCCCGGUUCGCUCAACAGGAGGGGGAGAAAUGAAGAGAACCCAGUGGGUUAGAGCGUGACAUUUUGAAGAAAAAAAAAAAGCACGUGUCACUGUAACACUAGAAGGGAUUCACUUCCCUUCGCCGUCUCCUCGGGAGAAAACGGGCGCUAUCGACAGACGGCCACAGAGGAAGAGGAGUUGUUGCUCGUCCUCACCGUGAGAUGAUUACAAGCCUUGGUUUUUUAAUUUUUUUUUCCCUCCCUUCCCGCCUCUCACCGUCUCCCACUCCUCCUGUCAGACUGGGAGAGGCCUCAAACGCCGCUUGACACGCCACAUACGCUCUGCAGGAGUCCAGUUAAAUGCCUUGUGUGACUCUGAAGAUUGUACUCACAGUGAAGUCACAUGUCUGUCAUGAUUUGCGCCAGCAUGUGCCGGUACUGACUUAGUUUGACUGUUGUUGUAUUUUUUAUUCAAACGUUUGAGGCGGCUUCUCCAACUAACAUUACUCACAGCAGUGUUCUUUUCCCCAUUUAGUGUCUUUACAGUGCGCCAAUGAUUUCUACCAGACAUUAUGCUCUCUUUAAUGCUUUUUUUUUUGGGUUUUUUUAAAGCACUCAUCUGUCUCAUUUGUAUUCAUUUUUUUGUGUUAUGUUUUUCUCUCCCAGACAUUAAAGGUUUCCGAAGUAGAAUCAUUUAAAGUGAGACUGUGUAACUUUUGAACAGCACCCGAGGUGGCCACAAGUGGCAAUUCCAGAAUAAUCACAUAACCCUACAUUUCCCCCGUGCUUUAAACACGUCAUUGUAGAGCUGCCGUUAUUAGCCAAUUAGUUGAUUAAUCUGCAACUACUUCGAUAAUCAUUUGAGUCAUUUUCUUAAGCAAAAAUGUCCAAAUUCGCUGGUUCUAGCUUCUCACGUGAGGAUUUGCUUCUUUUCUUCGUCAGAGUGUGACAGUCGCUUACAUUUUUUUAGGUUUCGGACCGUUGCUCGGAUAAAAUAAGCAAAUUGAAGACAUCACCGUGAGCUUGGAGGAAUUGCUUUGUGUUUUAACAUUUUACAGACUUAACGAUUAAUCGAGUAAAUAGUAGCAGCCCUACAUCGCUGUGACAGUGACACUGUUCCAGGAGCACAAGUGGAGAUGAGUCUGCUAACAUUAGCCACUGAUCAUACCAGAUCAUGUCAGGCUGCAGCAGCAAAACAAGCUGUGUGUGUGUGUGUGUGUGUGUGUGUGUGUGUGUGUG